AUGUCGUCCAAGAAACUGUGUCGGAGCGCUGACAGGGCACCGGACGGUUCUGUACACGUGUGUCGUCAUGACAACCAGCGCACCAAUGGAAUCGUCCCGGUGCUGGCGGGAACGGCGGCUGUAGUUAGCAUAGUCACCCUGCUACUCGUGGUGUGGGAGGUCGCCUGUCUGAGGGGCCAGCUGACAGCGGUGCAGGGAGACUUGUGGGAGCAGCAAGAAGCGUUCCAGAGGAAACUCCAGGAACAGGUGGCCCACCUGAGGGAUCACAUCAUACUGGGGAGCGGGUUUGAGGACGAGGCACCAUGGGAGCAAGAGUUGAAAACAAAGACCUCUGUGCCUCUCAGCCCCGAGGGCCCCGGUAAGGACGAGGUGAACGCCAAUGCAGACCUGCAACGUGAUCACAGCGCCACCUUCCGGCAAGAUGCAGCAGUGCACCACAGGUCGAAGAGAGAGUUGCCUUCGAAUUCGAUGGCCAACACUGUGCUCAUGCGAGGGAAUCUUGGAGGUUCCAUGGCGCAGCCCGUGCCGGUCGGUCGGGUCAGUCCCCUCGGGCUGCAGGGCCCUCCUGGUCCGCAAGGCUCUCCAGGGCCGCCCGGUCCUCCCGGUCCUCCCGGACUGCCUGGCGAGUGUACUUGUCCCAAAUGGACCAGUCCGGAUCCGGCGACUGAAGCACCGACCAGUGCGGGUUCUUCAGGCCCUCCUGGAGAGUCCGACUGUGCGGGGCACCUCGCGGCCGGCCGGACGGAAAGCGGAGUGUACCUGGUCGGUCCCGCCUCCUCCCGUGUGGAGGCGUACUGUGACAUGGAUACCGCAGGAGGCGGCUGGACUAUGAUCCAGCGACGGGAGGACGGGUCGGUUCUUUUCGACCGGACCUGGGAGGAGUACAAGCGGGGGUUCGGGAACAAGAGUUGGGAACACUGGCUUGGGAACGAGAAUAUCCACCGCCUGACCAAUCAGAAGACUUACCGACUUCGCAUAGACAUGGAGGACUGGGAACAAAAUAGGCGCUUCGUUGAAUACAACACCUUCAGGGUGUCUGACGAGGCGAGCGGUUACCGGCUGCACAUUUCCGGCUACACCGGGAACGUGCGGGACUCCCUCACCUACCACAACGGGCAGCGGUUCUCCACGCGCGACCGGGACCACGACGGUCUGUCCGGGCUGCACUGCGCGCAGCGGUACGGCCAGGGCGGCUGGUGGUACCUCGCCUGCCUCAGGUCCGGGCUGAACGGCCAGUACCUGGGUAACUGCGGCGACUCCUGGCGGUCCUGCCCGAACUCGCAGGGCGUGGUGUGGUACGACUGGAGGGGCAGGUGGUACUCGCUCAAGGCUGUGUCCAUGAAAAUUAAACCACAGGGGUGAUAACUUUGUAUUAAUACUAAUGUCUGUAGUGCGCCA
Messenger RNA from Branchiostoma floridae (Florida lancelet), 1398 nucleotides. RefSeq names its product ficolin-2-like. NCBI's taxonomy places the organism in Eukaryota, Metazoa, Chordata, Leptocardii, Amphioxiformes, Branchiostomatidae. The coding region runs from base 1 to 1362 and encodes 453 amino acids. The record is from RefSeq and is a predicted model, not a curated record. The transcript has 7 exons.